AAAGACUUUAACUGCGGCAAAUAACUAUUUUGUCCAUGUUUGAGCUAUGGUUUCUGUGGGUAUUACAUCUGUCAGGUUCCGGAACUGUGGUCAUUGUGCGAAAACUCAGUUUGCAAACCUAACCUUUCCCCGGCUGCUGUGGAAAGUCCAGCAAACUGAAAAGGGAGCGGCGCACUUUCUGCGUGUUUCGUGGCUGCAGACACAUUUCAGGAAGAGGAUGGACGUUUCUAUCACAUCUAGUUUGAAACAAUGGAGGAACUGAGCAAAGCAAAUUACCAUUUCACCCUUGACCUAUUCAGAGAGCUGAUUGAAAGAAAUCAAGCAGGCAACAUCUUUUUUUCUCCAUUCAGCAUUACCACUGCAUUGGCCAUGGUUUAUCUUGGUGCAAAAAAUAAUACUGCCUCCCAAAUGGCAAAGGCUCUCCAUUUUGAUCAUGUUGGGGAUCUGCAAUCUGCUUUCCAGAAAAUGCAAUUGGAAGUUAAUCGAGCUGAUGUUUCAUACUUGCUUAAAGUGGCCAAUCGAAUGUAUGGUGAAAAGACCUAUCAUUUCCUAGAUGAAUUCUGUAAGUCCUGCAAAAACUUCCAUGGUGCAGGCUUGUCUGCAGUUGAUUUCAGAACCUCUGCAGAUGAAGCUAGACAAGAGAUCAAUAAGUGGGUGGAAGAGCAGACAAAGGGUAAGAUCCAAGACUUGCUGGCUUCGGGUACAGUUGGUAGUGACACCAGACUGGUGUUGGUGAACGCCAUCUACUUCAAAGGAAGUUGGGCUGCAAAGUUUGAUGAACAAUACACAGAGGAAAUGCCAUUCAGACUGAACAAGAAUGAAAGCAAGCCAGUGAAAAUGAUGUAUCAGAAGGAUAAGUUCCGCAUCUGUCACAUUCCUGAAGUUAAUAUCAAAAUUCUUGAGCUUCCAUACGUUGAGAAAGACAUGAGUAUGAUCAUCUUGUUGCCUGAUGACAUCAUGGAUGACGCGACAGGUCUUAAAAAGCUGGAGCAGACACUUACUCUAGAAAAGCUACAAGAAUGGACACUUCAAACCCAGAUGCAAAAAAUCACAGUAUCAGUGCACUUGCCUAGAUUUAAAAUGGAGGAUAACUUUGAGCUCAGUUCUGCUCUUUCCUCUCUUGGGAUAACGGACCUUUUUGACAGUUCGAGGGCAGAUCUCUCUGCAAUUUCUGCAGCUCGUGACUUGUGCGUGUCUAAGGUUGUUCAUAAGUCUUUUGUGGAGGUGAAUGAGGAAGGAACUGAGGCAGCAGCUGCUACAGCAGUGGUGGCUGUACUCUGUUCGUUGCAGUUUGAGGAGGUGUUUACUGCUGAUCACCCUUUCCUCUUCUUCAUUAGGCACAAUAAAACAAAUAGCAUUCUUUUCUUUGGUCGAUACACUUGUCCCUAAAUACUUGACUAACUGUAAGUAAUGGGGGCAAAUAAAAUAAUAAUGAUAAAUUUGUACUUGACCAGAGGAAUAAAUGGAAAUGUUCAAAUUGACCUUUUUAAUAAGCAUGUUUUGAACAACAAAUUUUAAGUGCCAAACCUUUUGGGGGGGGGGGGGGGGGAUCUCAAAUCGUGGUGGUUUUGGAAUCUGAAAAUAGAUUUAUCACUCACUUAAAACUAAUCUCAUUAUAGCUUGUGUCAUCAAUAAAUUAACAAUAUGACUGGACUUGUAUUAACUACAAUCUUCACUAACUUGAAGAUUCGUUUAUAGUUACAAUGAUGAUCCAUCUGAUUCAUUAACGUGCUUCAGGGGAGGAAAUCUGCCUUUUUUUUUGGUCCCAGUUAGCCUAGCAAUGGCAUUAACUGGCUACUCAGUUCAGGGCCAAUUAGGAAUAGAAAUGCUGAUAUUACCAGAGAAGUCCACAUUCUGUGAAGGAAUAAAUUAAAGAAGAAAAACUUGUAAAAUGUACUGCAGAAUGUUAUACUUGCUACUUCUUAUCUGACUUUGUUCACAAAGCUGUGAAUAUCAUAUAAAUGAUAAUAGCAGCUAGAGUUUCCUUCACUUUUCCAGUUUGAAUUUGGCCUUCACCACAGUAUGUACUAUCACAUAUCAACUUGUACAUGAAAUGGUCGAUCAUAAAGACGCCCAUUGAUUCAGUCUGAAGAAAUUCUGCCCAAGGCACACUGUUACAGCGGAGGAAACAAGAUCCCUAGAUGGGAAAAAAUGCAUUUUGCAUUUUAAAAAAAACAAUAAAUGGAAAGGGGUAUAGGCCUGAACAAAUCACUUAUUAUUGUAGUAAAUCCUGCAACAAGAACUGGGAUGGAUAACUUUCAACUUACAAAUUCUAUCUGGUGCAGAGAUCUAAUAUGUUUGGGUGAAAGCAUGAUCAAGAUGACAGUGCCACUACACCCCAAGAGUAAACUUUGGAAAAAUAGAGUUAUAAUUGCUACGGUUAGAUUGUGAUGUUAGCAUUGAUUGUUUUUAAACUCUGACUGGCAGUUAAAAUACGCAGCAGUUACAAGCUGGCAUAACAAGAUUCUACUUUAAAAAUAAGCAAGAGAAGAAUGGGUAGGCUAUUUUGUCCCUUGUACCAGUUAUGUCAUUCAUUAAGAUCAUGGCUGAUUGCUUGGCUAAGGGCCACUUUCUGCACUAUUAUCCGAUGCCCCUUGAAACAGUUUCUCUAUAUUAUAAUGCUGUUGAUUCUAUUACUUCAUUACUUUUAAUGUUGCAGUUGCAUUAAAACAAGUUAACAAAUGCCCUUUGUUAGGAACGUUUAAACUUGGGUAUAUCAUUAAUCCCUUUUAAAACCAGUCUCAUUUCUGUACACACUGUUGCUUAAUUGAAAGAAGAUGAGGGGGUUAAGCAAUGAUUUGUUAUCUUUAUAGACCUUUAGUGCUGUUGAUGACUCAUUGUUUGAUUAGUCAUUAAAUAGUCAUUGCAUUACUCAUUGAAUAUGCAUUGUAUUGUCAUGGGUACAAUGAAAAACAUGACAUUAAAAGCAUUUAACCUC
This is a messenger RNA of Pristis pectinata (smalltooth sawfish), 2938 nucleotides long. Its product is annotated as leukocyte elastase inhibitor-like. The record is from RefSeq and is a predicted model, not a curated record. Gene Ontology annotation, molecular function: serine-type endopeptidase inhibitor activity. Bases 250 to 1389 code for a protein of 379 amino acids. Gene Ontology annotation, biological process: negative regulation of endopeptidase activity. NCBI's taxonomy places the organism in Eukaryota, Metazoa, Chordata, Chondrichthyes, Rhinopristiformes, Pristidae. The transcript is spliced from 7 exons.